AUGUCGACGGAGAAAGAGUUUUCCGUUGCUCAAGUACAAGACAAGUUCUUGAAAAUGAAGGCCGCAUGGGCAUUGACGAAAACUUGGAGUUCCAGCAAGACUGGUAAUGGUCCAGCUAGUGCAUUGCCACUGCACUACGACGUUAUGAUGGAAUUUUGGAGCGACAAAAAAGGCUUCCAGCGAUACUCAUUGAUGUCAACGGACGAAGCAUUGGUCGAGCCCAAAAACGAAAUCAAGCAAGAACAAGAGUUGAAGUCGGAUUCUGAAACCGACAAGUCGUUCACACGACCUCCAAAAACAAUAAAGGCAGCGAAACCGAAGAGCUACAGUGAGGCUUUAGAUGCUGGCCUUAUGGCCACCAAAGAUGGAUUGAUCCACUUGGGAACAUCCAUGGCAGCGACGCAGGCUCCGGCGCCUGCUCCACCAUCGGGAGCAACGUUGGACGAUGUCUUGCGUGCGAUUCAGGGACAGUCCGACACGAUGGCGCAGCUCUUAAACCAUUUGGUAGCUCAAAAGGAUAAGUAA
Molecule: messenger RNA, 525 nt
Organism: Aphanomyces invadans
Lineage: Eukaryota; Oomycota; Saprolegniomycetes; Saprolegniales; Verrucalvaceae
Exons: 3
Coding region: 1-525 (174 amino acids)
Source: RefSeq, a predicted model, not a curated record